Venturia canescens is the source of this 4842-nucleotide messenger RNA. RefSeq names its product Mau2 sister chromatid cohesion factor (gene Mau2). Lineage: Eukaryota; Metazoa; Arthropoda; Insecta; Hymenoptera; Ichneumonidae. Gene Ontology annotation, molecular function: protein binding; double-stranded DNA binding. Bases 443 to 2227 code for a protein of 594 amino acids. The record is from RefSeq and is a predicted model, not a curated record. The transcript is spliced from 7 exons. Gene Ontology annotation, biological process: mitotic sister chromatid cohesion; maintenance of mitotic sister chromatid cohesion. Gene Ontology annotation, cellular component: chromatin; SMC loading complex.
AUAGAAAAGUGUGCGAGUGUGGUCGCGCAGAUGAAAUAGAAAUUUGACAAAUAUACAUGUAUGUAUGAAUCGAGUAAUAGAUGUGGUGAUCGAGUGACAUUUACGCGGUAUAUAAAUGCAGGUCUCGCGUAAUAAUCGUGUUCGUAGUUUUUGUGUUGAAAUUUACGAGAAAAGUAGACGAAUCCCCGAGGGUUAGAGGUUUCCGGCAAGAUUUUCUGUUAUUUAUUUUUCUUUUUUCAUUAUUUUCAUUGUUGUUUUUUAUUACGCCUGAAGAAUCGUGGGUGCGAAAGGCGUUAACGGCGGGGCGAACGAGCGUGUUUUGUGGUGGGGAGGGGCGAGUCAACAGUGUUGCGGUGGCGCGCGCGGAGAGUAGCGAUAGCGUUGAAACACUCGUCUCCGGCUCCGGUCGCGCUCUCUCGCUGCAAACUAUAGAAAUGUCAAAAUGGCGUCUUCGCAGGACGCUUGGUAUCUUUCGUUGCUCGGUUUAGCCGAAAACUUUCGUACCUCGAGUCCUCCUAACAUCAAGUCUUGCAUACAGUGUUUACAAGCCGUUUUUAACUUUAAACCACCGCCCCGUGUUGAAGCACGGACGCAUCUACAACUUGGUAAUAUUCUAUUGAUGCACACGAAAAACAUCGAGUUGGCGUGUUCCCAUCUCGAACAAGCGUGGAGGCUCAGUCAAAAUAUCAAUACGUUUGACGACGUAAAGUUUGAGGCAGCUAGCGUGGCGGCAGAACUUUAUGAACAACAACAGCAACCCAAUUUAAGUAAACCAAUAUUACGAAGGGCUAUUGAACUUUCGCAGCACAAUGUUUACUGGCACUGCAGACUCAUUUUUCAAUUGGCGCAAAUUCACGCGUCUGAAAAGGAUUUCGUAGCAGCAAGCAGUUUGCUAGCUGUAGGUGUCGAUUAUUCUCACAUAAGUAACGCGAGCUAUACACGGGUGUUGUUUCUAUUAAGCCGUUGUAUGCUACUGUUGAUCGAUAAGAAAUUUAGCGAGGUUCACUCGUUGCUUAAUUCGGCAAGUCAUCACGUCGAGAAUUGGCAGGGAAAUCCCCAUCAAAAGGAAUAUCUCAAAGUUUAUUUCCUCGUACUUCAAGUUUGUCAUUUUCUAAUGGCUGGACAAGUCAAGAGCGUCAAACCGUGCUUAAAACAAUUGCAACAAAGUAUACAAACAAUUAUGUCACCGAAUUGGCCUUCCGACGAGGUUGUAACGGGCUCGAAUAUCGGUGAUAUGUUUAUAUGGAUGCCAAAGGAACAUUUGUACGUUUUAGUUUAUCUAGUAACCGUAAUGCACUCGAUGCAAGCUGGAUACAUGGAGAAAGCACAAAAGUAUACGGACAAAGCUCUCACACAAAUAGCGAGAUUAAAGAUCGUCGACAAUAAGCCGAUACUAUCGGUAUUUCAAUUAAUGCUUCUCGAGCACAUUGUCAUGUGCAGAUUGGUGAUGGGAAACAAAAGUGUCGCUUUGGCAGAAAUAUCGCAGGCGUGUCAAUUGUGCAGACGGCAAUCCAGACUUUUGCAGGGUCACAGGCCACAGUUGCAUGCGCUCCUCGGUCUUUACGCAAUGUCGAUGAAUUGCAUGGAAGCUGCCGAAGCUCAAUUCACGGCUGCCCUCAGAACAUCCCAGGAGAGAGAACUUUGGACUUUUGCCAAUCUGAAUCUAGCGAUCGUGUACCUGAGAACGAAAAGGGACGCCGAAUUAGGCGCCCUUCUCGAAAGGAUAAAUCCAGAGUCCUUACCGUCGCACUCGCAUUCCUUGAGGGCGGCCGCUUAUUACGUUCAAGGUCUUCAAGCAUUUUUCGGGGCCCGAUACAACGAGGCCAAACGAUAUCUCAGAGAAACUCUCAAAAUGGCAAAUUCCGAGGACCUCAAUAGGCUCACGUCAUGUAGUCUCGUUCUUUUGGGCCACAUAUUUCUCUCGUUAGGUAACAGUCGAGAGUCUAUGAAUAUGGUGACUCCAGCGAUGCAACUUGCAUCUAAAAUACCAGAUGUUCAUGUGCAACUCUGGGCAUCGGCAAUUCUUAAAGAUUUGUACAGAAUAUGUGGGGAUCCAAAUCGAGAAAGUGAAGCGUACCAGAUGCAUUGUAAUUUUUCGCAAACUCUUCUGAAAGAUCACUUUCAAAGCACGCAAAUGGUUGAGCAUGCUUUAAUCCAGUGGACCGAUGGUCCAAUACCGGCGUUGCCGAGCAAUCCGCCACCAUCGACGUCACAAGCUAUCUUAUAACGUGUCUGGUUCGAGGAUGACGAGAGGGCUCGAAGCCCUGAAAUAUAUCUCAGUGCCGGGAGAUGAAGAAAUCAAAGAAAUCGCUUUGCUGUAAACGCAAAUUGAUCCACCGAUUUUCCGUUUACUUCGGAACGAUUUGGGAAGUUUCUCAAUGCUGCUGAUUAAUCGGGAGAGGUUACGGGACACUUUUUUAAAAGUGGCUAAAUCGCAUUUUCGAUUAUAACACAACGGUUUGUCGGACCGAAUGAACGAGAAACUUGAGCAAAUGAUAGGAAGAAAGUUGUUUCGAUAUCCAAUGGAAAGUAGCCUUGAUCACCGAAAGAUAAUGAUUUAAAGAGGAAGAUCGUUUUUGUUCGGGGCAGAAACCUGGUCUCAGUUCUGAAUACGUGAACAAUUCAGUACCGUCGUCGGGGCUGCGACAAGAAACAAAAAAUAUGAAAAUUAUUUCGUUGGCAGGUUUUUAACAACUGGUUAUUUUUCUUAUGAUAUAUUUCAUUAAGAACCAGAAAAAGUGCAAACGACAAUGGUAAAUGUGCUUUUAAUAAUGUGCCAAUCAAAGUCUCUAUGCAAGAAAUUAAUGUAGCUGCUCCUUCAGUCUAAUAUUCAUUGAAAAACAAAAUUUUGGAUAAAUCCUCUGCUCCUAUUCGUAAUGACGAUCAACAUCGAAGAUGUGUGAAAAUUUCAUAGUCUGUCGAGAGCAAUGUAAUACAUUCUCAUUUCGCUUGAGAUUCAUCGUUUUUCAUUACUUCAACUCUUCUCGUAUAGACAUGAACCUUCAAGAACCGUAUAAAGAUUAGCUCUUUGGUAUAUUUGUUUUUUAGCAUUCAAAAUUUGUAUAACACAAGCGUAACGCAUUUGGUUGUAAAAUGCCCUGAAACUGGAGUAACAAAGAAAGUACAUUUUCAAAGAGAUUUGCCACUCAUGAAUACGAAAUUUCGAGGAUAAACAAUUAGUGAAAAGUGGGACUUAAAUUUUUGUAUUCAACCAAAAUUUUCAGUCUGCAAGCGAUGUACAGUUUUUAUGAAUAAUUUCAAUCUUAUAUUUCGUUAUAAACGGAAACGCAGGAGCACAAUAAUUGCCGUCAAAAUGAACUCGCUUUGCGUUAUAAAAUAUUCAACAAUUUUAUCAAUACUACAGUCAAAUCUUCCGGUGGGAACUUGCGAAAGUUCGACGAUCAAUGACGAUAAAUGUUGUGAAACCGAGAAAGAAGUUUCGUCGAUGCAUUUAUUGACUUGGUUUGGGAAAUUGGUAGAACGAUAAAGAAAAAAAGAAACUUUGAAGCUUAUGAACAAAAAAUAGUCGACGGAGGAAGAGAGACAUCGUAUGAAUGAAAAUUACCUAUUCUUUUUAUCAUUUUUAGAUAAAUCUGUGAAUAAUGUGUACAGUGAAAAUAAUCUCUCUUUCUCUACCCCGAUAGACUUGAGGCGGGUUGCUGCGACGAUCAUGAACAGCUUAGAUUGAGGAAUAUCGAUUUUCAAUCAGUUAUUCUCACUAAUGAAUGAAGCAAUUGUUUGAACGUGGUGAAAAAGAAAAAACGGUAAAGCCUGACGCGUGUUUCGUGGCGUCACAGGGGCCUUAACGCUCGCGGUACCUCGAGCACUUUUUCAGAAAAACAUAGCCUGCCCAAAGAAGCAGUAGCCCUUUUAUGUCAUUUUUAAAUUAAUAAUAUGCGCUAUCGAGUUACCGCAGCGUCUUGUAAAUAAUUCAAUUGAUGGUUGGGGAAUUAGCGUCCGAAAAUUUAUGGUCAUUUCGUGAGCAAAGCGACCGUUGAUGUGUGUUUAUUUUUUGUCGUAUUGUCGUAUUCGAACGAUCGACUGUAACAGUAAUUCGUGUGAAGCCGGAAUUCACUCGCGUCAAAGCCUUUAUUUUCCUUGCAGGCCUGCAUAGAAAACAUUCGAUAACGUUACUUCAAGAUUGAUUUGUUUACGUAAUGAGAACAAAUAUCGCGUAUAUUCGAUUUAUCCAUUUUAACAAAUUUGUACAAUAAACCUAUUUUGUAAUUCAUCGUCAUUAUGUCACUCCCGUAUGGUCUUUUUUCCUGUUUAUGUAUGUGUAUAUCAGCACAUAUACGUAUCAACAGUAAAUUUAUGCCAAAUUAUGUGAACGGCAAUUUUCUCAUUUUUCAAACGAAAUUGUUCGACAGCUGAUCCAUGUAUAGAGGCAACAAAAAACUUCAUAUUCGGAGCUGAAAAUUUGAACUUCUACAGUUGAGGUCAAUUUUUUUAAAAUUACAAUGAAUAUCUGCAGCUCUGGAAAAGCUUCGCCUCUUUUGAAACUCGUGUAAAGCUGUGCAGGAUUUUGGCUUAGAAAUCUAGUAGAAAUUCUGGAAUAUAUAAUGAAUAAUCGUAUCGGCUGCAUGAGAGACAACUUCGAAAAAUGUUUCACGUUUGAAAAAUGAAAAACAAAUGAAGACGAAAAAUAAUAGCAAUGCUUCGAUGCGCUGAAUUCCGUUGGAGUGAUUUGUAUGAAUGAAUGUGUAAAAGAGACAAAAAUGAUAUUUGACGAGAGUGCGAAAAAAGUCUAUCGAUUAAACGAUCUUGUACAGGCUGUUUUAUCACAAAUGUAAUGUAUUUUUUAAGAUACUAGAGAAAGAGGAAAAAAAUGGUACAGACGAA